Dentiscutata erythropus is the source of this 562-nucleotide messenger RNA. The record is from the annotation of a GenBank genome assembly. NCBI's taxonomy places the organism in Eukaryota, Fungi, Glomeromycota, Glomeromycetes, Diversisporales, Gigasporaceae.
AGAUACUAGUCCCAUUAUUCUUGAUCCAUUUUCACAUAGCAUAAAUUCCACCCCUCCUUCCUUUAACAUGUAUUCAAAUGCAGCACCAAACAAUCUUUCGAAUCCCGAUUCCGCAUUAUUGUAUGAAAUGUAUCUAUCCGAUACAGAUUUUAAUGCUAAUAAUGCCUUUAAUGACCAAUCGCCAAUUUCAACCUCUAUAAAUACACCGCCUUCAUCGAAUGUUUUUACCGUACCCUCUUAUCAAGAUAUUAGUUUUCGUCAAUUUGACUUUGGCUGUGAAUUAUCAGAGUUAAAUUUAUUUACUCAAGAACCAACAUUUUUAAACAAUGUAAAUGAUCUAAAUUUACAAAUUUUUAAUAAUUCAUCACAUAAUGACAAUGUUAUUUCUUCAUUUGAAAUAAAUCAAAUAACCGAAAAUACACCGUUUAUGCAAUCAAAUAAUUAUGAUAUGAUGCAACCUUUACAAUUUCAUACUGAUAAUUUUAACAUUAUUAAUAGCAAUGUAGAUUGUGAUAUUUAUGGUUUAUGUUACAAUGAUACAAUGCCUUACCCUCACGCGUAA